AUGGGCCUCGAAGCAAUCUGCCGCAGGCUGCAGGAGUACCGGCUGAAGCAGCAGCAGCAGCAGCAGCAGCAGCGGGGGCUUCGUCGACUGCCUGCUGCUGCUGCUGCUGCUGCUGCUGAUGCUGCAGCAACAGCAGAAACAGCAGCAGCUCCUGCAGCUGUUUCUAACUUGGGUUUAUUGCGUGCUGCUGCUGGGCUGCAGCAACCAUCCUCUAGGCAGCAGAAGCAGCAGCAGCAGCAGAAGCAGCAGCAGCAGCAGCAGCAGCAGCUGGAGACGCAUUACGUGGAGACCAGCAGCAGCAGGCGGACACUCCUGGGUGCUGGAGCAACAGCAGCAGCAGCAACAGCAGCAGCAGCAACAGCAGCAGCAGCAGCAGCAGUUGGCGCUGCUGAGGAUCGCUCCUCCUUGCUGCUCUUCGUUGCUUCAGACAGCAGCGAAGACGAGCAAGAGCAGCAGCAGCAGCAGCAGCAGCAGCAGCAGCAGCAGCGGCUGCAUACACCUCAGCCGGCAUCCCCUCCACCAGCACGUCGCGCUGCUGGAGACAGUGCUGCUGCUGCUGCUGCAGCAGCAGCUGCUGCUGCUGCUGCUGUCUCUGCUGCGAAAUCACUGCAGGGGAGGCCGCGCUGUUUGCUGCUGUCUUCUGACGAAGACGAGGAAGCAGCGACGGUCCCCACCAAGCAGCAGCAGCAGCAGCAGCAGCAGCAGCAGCAGCGACGGCAGCAGCAGCAGCAGCAGACGAAGAAGCAAAGCAAAGGCAGAUGGAGAAGAUAUUCUGCUGCGUCUCCUGGGGACUGCAGCAGCAGCGACGCUUCACCUGCUGCUGCUGCUGCUGCUGCUGAUGAUGAUGAUGAUGCCAGACUACGCACAGAGUACCGCCUCUCGCGCCAGUUGCUGCGGUAG
Molecule: messenger RNA, 900 nt
Organism: Eimeria mitis
Lineage: Eukaryota; Apicomplexa; Conoidasida; Eucoccidiorida; Eimeriidae
Exons: 2
Coding region: 1-900 (299 amino acids)
Source: RefSeq, a predicted model, not a curated record